UCCUCUCUAACCCCACCUCUCAUCUCACAAGCUAGCUAGUUGCUGUAGCUGCCAUGGCCAGGGAUCUCGCCUUCGUCCUCCUCGUCCUUGCCGCGCUAGCCGCCUUCUCGUCAGCGACCAAGCUGACCAUCCACAACCUCUGCCCGCACCCGGUCUGGCCGCUCGUCACCCCCAACGCCGGCCUUCCGUCCAUCUCCGAAAACACCGCGCGCCUCGACACCAACGCGAUUCUCUCCCUCACCUUCCCACCCACCUUCUGGGCCGGCCGCGUCGCGGCCCGCACCGGCUGCAACGACGGCACGUCGCCGCCGCGCGGGUGCUUCACGGGCGACGCGCCGCCGUCCACCGUCGCGCAGAUCACGGUCCACGACAGCGGGAACCUGGACCUCGCCGCGUACAGCGUCAGCCUCGUAGACGGGUUCAACGUGCCGAUGGUGUUGAGCCCGCAGGCCAUCGGCGGCGGGCAGUGCCCGGCGCUCGGCUGCGUCGUGGACCUCAACUGCGACUGCUCUCCGGACAACCGCGCCGCCGAAGGCACCGCGUGCCGCGGGCCCGCGGGGUACUUCAAGAACCGUUGCCCGCUCACCAGGACCACGCCGACAGACGUGGAGCCCGUGCCGCAGAGCUGCCGCGCGCCCGGGGAGCUUAAGAUCGUCCUCUGUCAAUCGUCCACAGGGGCGGAGCUAGCCUAAUGCAAGGGGUUGAUUCUCUACAACAAUAUGCUAGCGGUAGAAAAUGAAGUGGAGUCGAAGAAAGAAGCCUCGGCAUUGGAGAAUAGUUUCAGUAACGGCCGGCGGUCCGGCUCGAAAAAUCGGAACCGGUACCUUGUCCGGUGUUUUUAAGGUGUAUAGGUCUUUUGGUGAAAAAAAUCAAGAAAAUAUUUUAAAAAUGAUGUAAAAACUCAAACAACUAACCUUGAGGCAAGGCAUGCCAAGGUUAGAACACUUUGUGAUUUAUUAUUGGGUUACGUUUGAUAUAAUGUGCAUUCAUGUGAUUUUUGGUCAAAAUUUUGAAAAAGUACCUUAAAUCUUUUGAUAUAUUUUUUCACAAUUGUGCCAAUGCAUAGGUGAUCUGACCAAUCAAAACGUGAACAGACAACCUCAUAAGUUCAGUUGCCGGUUUGCUUUUCUCAACUUUGUAAUAGAGGAGCCCUGAAAUGAGAUAUUGCUGGAGACUGGGGUUAGAGAUCUAGGUUCGGGGUGAUAAGGGUCACUGGGAUGGAGGGGUUAAUAGCAAUGUUUUACUCCCUCCGCCCUAAUAAUAUAAGAGUGUUUCUGACACUACAUCAAUGUAAAAAACGUUUUUAUAUUAUGGGA
Triticum aestivum (bread wheat) is the source of this 1316-nucleotide messenger RNA. Its product is annotated as osmotin-like protein. The record is from RefSeq and is a predicted model, not a curated record. NCBI's taxonomy places the organism in Eukaryota, Viridiplantae, Streptophyta, Magnoliopsida, Poales, Poaceae. Bases 54 to 692 code for a protein of 212 amino acids. The transcript has 2 exons.